AUGGCCAAAUGCAUCAAGAAGGUUGGAAUCGUGGGUAAAUAUGGGACCCAUUAUGGGGCCUCCCUCAGGAAGAUGGUGAAGAAGAUUGAAAUUAGCCAGCAUGUCAAGUACACCUGCUCCUUCUGUGGCAAAACCAAGAUGAAAAGGCAAGCAGUGGGCAUCUGGCACUGUGGCUCCUGCAUGAAGACCAUAACCAGUGGCGCCUGGACCUACAACACCACUUCUGCUGUCACAGUAAAGUCGGCCAUCAGAAGACUGAAGGAGUUGGAAGACCAGUAG
Nyctereutes procyonoides (raccoon dog) is the source of this 279-nucleotide messenger RNA. Its product is annotated as 60S ribosomal protein L37a-like. NCBI's taxonomy places the organism in Eukaryota, Metazoa, Chordata, Mammalia, Carnivora, Canidae. Gene Ontology annotation, cellular component: ribosome. Gene Ontology annotation, molecular function: structural constituent of ribosome. The record is from RefSeq and is a predicted model, not a curated record. Gene Ontology annotation, biological process: translation. The coding region runs from base 1 to 279 and encodes 92 amino acids. The transcript has a single exon.